Molecule: messenger RNA, 2521 nt
Organism: Heteronotia binoei (common prickly gecko)
Lineage: Eukaryota; Metazoa; Chordata; Lepidosauria; Squamata; Gekkonidae
Gene: EYA2
Product: EYA transcriptional coactivator and phosphatase 2
Exons: 17
Coding region: 130-1743 (537 amino acids)
Biological process (GO): negative regulation of extrinsic apoptotic signaling pathway in absence of ligand; cell differentiation; multicellular organism development
Cellular component (GO): nucleus
Molecular function (GO): protein tyrosine phosphatase activity
Source: RefSeq, a predicted model, not a curated record
CCUCGCGAGCGGGCGGGCGGCUGCGGGGAUCGGGAGCCCGGCGGCGCCAGAGCCUCUGCGGGAGCCUGCGGGAACUGGCAGCAAGCUGCUUCUGAAACUUCCAGCUGCUUAGGCUAGAGGUAUAAGGAAAUGCUAGAUCUCGUGACGUCACCCAGUGUGACUGUAAAUAGAGAACAACCUGAUAGUCUGAAGCUUAACCUUUCUAACACAUAUGCCGCAGUUCCAGAUGACAUAGAAGGUAAUACCAAGACUGCACCCCAGUGUCCUCUUCAUCUCUGCUCUACAAAACACUAUCCCCAUAUAGUAACAGUUCCAUCCUUUCCAACGAUGGCUGCAUAUGGGCAGACUCAAUAUAGUGCGGGAAUCCAGCAAGCUGCUCCUUACACAGCAUAUCCACCACCUGCACAGCCUUAUGGGCUACCUUCCUACAGCAUUAAAACAGAAGACAGCCUGAGUCAUUCCCCAGGGCAAAGUGGGUUCCUUAGCUAUGGAUCUAGCUUCAGCACAGCAACAUCCACACAGGCACCCUACAGCUAUCAAAUGCAUGGUACCUCAGGGAUAUACCAGGGGCCCAAUGGCCUGACAAGUUCUACUGGGUUCAGCACAGUGCAUCAGGAGUACUCUUCAUAUCCCAGCUUCACCCAAAGCCAGUAUUCACAGUAUUACAGCUCCUCCUACAACUCUUCAUACAUGUCUGCAAACAGCAUCAGUCCAUCAGCCAUCCCGACGUCUGCUUAUCCACUCCAAGACUCAUCGCACAACAUCAACAGUCAGAGCACGGAAUCGCUUUCUGGUGAAUACACAACACCUGUAAAAGUCACAGAAGCUGACAGGCAGCACAAAGGGAAUGAUGGGAAGCUACGAGGACGAUCAAAAAGAAGUAACGAGCCCUCCCCAGCUGCUGACACUGAAAUUGAGCGUGUGUUUGUGUGGGACUUGGAUGAGACGAUAAUUAUUUUUCACUCCUUACUCACAGGAACCUUUGCCUCCAGAUAUGGGAAGGAUACUACUACAUCUGUCAGGAUAGGCCUUAUGAUGGAAGAAAUGAUCUUUAACCUUGCAGAUACGUAUUUGUUCUUUAAUGACCUGGAGGUAAGUAAUAAGGACUGUGACCAGAUACACAUAGAUGAUGUGUCAUCAGAUGACAAUGGACAAGAUUUAAGCACAUAUAAUUUCUCAGCAGAUGGCUUUCACAGUUCAGCCGCUGGAGCAAAUCUGUGUCUGGGCUCCGGAGUUCAUGGGGGAGUUGACUGGAUGAGGAAAUUAGCAUUCCGCUACCGGCGGGUGAAAGAGCUCUACAACACCUACAAAAACAAUGUCGGCGGUUUAAUAGGAGUUCCUAAGAGGGAAACCUGGCUGCAGUUAAGAGCUGAACUGGAAGCGCUGACUGAUCUCUGGCUAACACAUGCUCUGAAAGCUCUGGAUUUGAUACAUUCCCGGCCUAACUGUGUAAAUGUUUUGGUCACUACCACCCAACUUAUACCAGCACUUGCAAAAGUGCUCUUGUACGGACUAGGUGUGGUCUUCCCCAUCGAAAAUAUUUAUAGUGCAACAAAGACAGGGAAAGAGAGUUGUUUUGAAAGGAUAAUGCAGAGGUUUGGACGGAAAGCCGUGUACAUUGUAAUAGGAGAUGGCGCAGAAGAGGAACAAGGGGCAAAAAAGCACAACAUGCCAUUCUGGAGAAUCUCCUGUCAUGCUGAUCUAGAGGCCCUGCGGCACGCAUUGGAGUUGGAAUACUUGUAGCACAUCUGGACAUCUCAGUGGUGGUCUCAGCAUCCUUCUUGAAGACACAACCUAUUUUAUUGGCAUUUUAGGCUAUCAUUGCAUUGGCCUUGGUUGAGGUGGAGCUCUUUUGUACAGAAACCUUUAGAAGAAUCUGCACCAGGAAUGCCGCUUAUGAAGUUCCCUUUUUCCUUGGAUGGAAGAGAGAAACUUUCCACGGCUUGAUAACUGGAUGCUUAGAGCUAAAAUGGGACUUUUGCCAUGUAAAUGACUUCCAGGCAUGCAGAAGACCAGUUCUGGUUUAAUUUGUUAGGGGGGUUUGUUUUGUUUUUCCUUGCGUUAAUAAAUGGGAAUGGGGUGGGGAAGAUGUUAUGUGGAAUUUUUAGGCGUUAUCUGCUGGACUGUUUAUCGAUUCAGAUAAUUUUCUGAGGAAGAGACAGGGGAAAAGAUUGAAAUAGAUGAUUGUUUUUUGUAUUUUUUUAAUUUAUGAACUAAUCCUAUUACUCUGAUAUUAAGCUCAGUACCUGUGUUUGUAUCUGCUGGGUAGAAUAGACUCAGCUCUUUCUAAUUUAAUAGCUCUUUUCACCAUGGUAAACUCUGGGGAACAAUCAUUAUCAUGUCCAUUUGAAAUGAGCACAUCUGAGAACCCUUGGUGCAAGAACUAUAGCUGGUUUUUUAAAACUCCGGCACACGUGAUGCACACAUGUCUGUGUGGGUUGCCAUCUUGUUUUCGCAUGGUUGGGAAGAAAAAUUACCUUGUGAUGAGUGAAUGGCAAUAAAACUAUGUUUACAGUUUUAA